UCAUUCCUUUAACUAAUUUAUUCAGAACAGGAAACAAGAGGGGAAGGUACGAAAUAAGAAGUAUAAAGUUAAACUAAAGCAACGUCAGUUUUUUGUUAGAUAUGACAGCCAGAGUGGAAGGAGUGAAGUUACAGAGACACUUUUGUCUCCAUCAGGAUCGAACUCAGGAUGAAUAUCCACCACGUUCUGUUCUUCUGCUUCAUCUCAGCUCUGUGUGGAGACACCGGGCUCGUCAGCGCAAGACUCCACAUUUUUACAGGAGCUGAGGGAGGAAGGGGUUCAAUUUCAUGCUACCUGUCUCGGCCUAAAACUACAAAGUACUUCUGUAAAGAAGAAUGUGAAGCAGAAAACACUCUCGUUAAAACAGUAGAUAUCAGGGCUCAGAAUGGCAGAUUCAGCACUGAAUAUAGAGGAGAAUCUUCUGGAAGAGGAGUUCUGACUGUGACCAUCACAAAUCUGACCAAGUCUGACGCAGGACGGUACAGGUGUGGUCUGGGAACAGAUCUGGUUCAAGACUCAUACUGGGACUUUGAGAUCAGAGUUUCAGAUGAACUGCCAUUUCGAAACACUGGUUUUGCCCGUACAGAUACUGAAGGAGAGAAUAUCACAUUCGGAUGCAGCGGGACAGUUUACAAAAAGCAGAAGUUCCUGUGUAAGGAUGAAUGUAAAACAAAAGAGGACAUUAUCAUUGAAACUAAUGGCAACAGAACUCAGAGAGGCAGAUACAGCGUUGAGUAUAGAGAAGGAUCUACAUUUGGACUCUAUGUGACCAUCACAAAUGUGAGCAAGUCGGACACCGGAUGGUACAAGUGUGGCUACGGCAGAGCUUUGUCUCCAGAUUCAUCCAACAGAGCCCCGGUACUCGUCGUUGGUGCAUCAGACCCGUCAGCCUCCUGGACAACUCAGAGUUUCACACCUCCAUCAGUUUCCCCCGUAACCAGCAACCAGGGAACAGUGCUCCUCGCUCCUCGGGUGGUCUGCGUGGUCGUUAUCAUCGCGCUCUCGGCUGCUGUCCUGCUUCUCGUCAACAAACUGAAGACAAACAGGACCUCAGACAACAUGAACCUGGAGUGUUUCAGCCACGAGAACCGUCCUCCAGGCGUCACAGGCGAGGAAUGCAUCUACGAGAACGUCGAUCCAGACAGCAAGGAUCAGCACAAGAACUACUACACACGACGCUCAUGAGCUGCUCUGAAUUCACACCUGGACUCUGUUACUCAAGACCAAAACUGCAGAGUCUGUAUUUUGAAUUUUACAGCCUAUAAUGUGCUGGCAAGGUUCCAUUUUAUGCAUGGCCGUAUCCAGCACUGAGGUCACCGAGGUCCGGACCUCGGUAGUGGACAUCAUGAAAGUUUUCCUAUAAUUUCCUAAACAUAACUCUGCUUAAAAGAUGCAAGAAUGGAUGGAUGUUUGUUGCUAGGUAGCCUCGUCACUGGCAGAGUUCAUGCUGACGGUUCAGAUGUCCGUAAAUACUUAAGAACCAUGGUGCUUUUUCAUCCUUGGACUGCGUCAUGUGUGAACUCUGCCCUGUUCUAGCCGCGGUGUUGUCAUGACUUCAUUCAUGACUGUGGUAGCAUAUAAAUAGUCAUAUCAGCUGACCAUGCGUUCACUUUAUUCACUGUCAGAUGAAAAUGAAAAGAUUGCAUCAGGCAAAGCUGAACUUUUGUACUGGAAAAGAGACUGAGGUGUAAUUGUCCGCUGUGUCCCUGUGCUGGUCAAAACUAACAAAACAUUUUCACAACACAACAUAACUGCAAGAGUGAAGUUGCUGUGUUAUGCAUUUUUGUAUUUUUUUUUUCCUUAUUCUCUUUGUCUUUGUCAUAUUAUCUUUUACACUGUAUAACAAAAUGAAAGGAAAAAAAACAGUGAUCAGAUCAAGUAGGCUAAAUAAUGUAGUCAAAAGGAUAAUUUUGUAUUUAAGUCAAACAAAAUGCAGCCGGGCCCCCCGAGCAUAGAUGUGGUCUGCGUAGCAAAUUUACAUUUUGGACCUCUGUAUUUCUAAAAUCCUGCAUAUGUUUUGCUUUUUUUAUUGUAUCAUGUUCUAUUUUUUGUUGUUUUUUUUCUUGAUUUUUCUCCUUCUAAACUUUGAGCAAAUAAAUAAGUGCAGUCCAAUAAUUUAGGCCGUGUUGUAUUUUGUAAUGAAAGUCAAGAGGAACCAGAUUUACUUCUGACUGUUAUUUUAAAUGUAUUUGUCACACUUUACAUUGUGUUAUGUUCACAUUUUCCCAAAAUGUUAUUGAGUGAUGUCAAAUUGGUGAAACAGCGCCACUCUGGAGUCAAAUGGGUGGUAAAUGUCAGUCAAUCUGUGUGGUGAAAGAUGGUACUGCACCUUUAGGGAGGACAGAAGGGACAGAAAAACAUAAAACAUAUCAUUCAUGAAAAGCUAAUUUAUCUUGUUGAUCCAUAAAAAUGUCAAAGAAAUACAUGAAAAUAUCAACGUGUUUACAAAAAUACUGCAGUGAACUGAAACCGUGACUGAUUUUUCCUCAAAGAAAUAUUUGUCAUGUUUGUCACAUUGCAUUUUUAUUCCUAAAAUGUGACCAAAUAAGUGACAAUCAACAUUAAAAGAAGUACUGAUGUAUCUGUUACAGGUUAUAUCUUCAAUAUAAAUCAAAGGUGGUAGAUUAUUUUAUUUCGUUCAACAUUGAUUAAAUACACAUGAUUUUGAACAUACAAUUAUGUAACAAAACACAACUAAUAAGAUCACUUUCCUGUUAUUUGUAUCAAUUUAUUAUAACACUAACUGGCCAUAUUUAAAGGUAUUUUCAUUGUGUGCACACGUGUAAAUAAAUCUCCUCAAACAGUAAAAAGACAAAAAAAUAAACAAGAUCUUGUGUAAAAUAUUAGCUCAACUUUAUUAUGAUGAUUAAAAAUCACUGUGCCUGUGCUCUGAAUUUGUAACUACUCUGCAGUAGUUUGUGUCCAUGUUUGAUGCCGUCAGACUGACUGGCCAUCAAACCCAAGAACACGUUCGUCUGACGCUAAAGUUUCAGUAGAGAUGUUCAA
Acanthopagrus latus (yellowfin seabream) is the source of this 3006-nucleotide messenger RNA. Its product is annotated as polymeric immunoglobulin receptor-like. The transcript is spliced from 6 exons. Lineage: Eukaryota; Metazoa; Chordata; Actinopteri; Spariformes; Sparidae. The coding region runs from base 169 to 1185 and encodes 338 amino acids. The record is from RefSeq and is a predicted model, not a curated record.